AUGAACAACGGUCGGCUCCUCACGUGGGAGUUCAACCUUUGCGGCUUCGACCGGGAGACUGACCCCCAUGUGGUGCGCUCCGUCGAGUACCUCGAGGAACACGGCAUGAGCUUCAACACACACCACCUCUACGACAUCCCAAUGGUGAUCACCGGUGGUCGGCCACUCCCCGAUGACAUACCUGGGUUCCUCGGCAUUGUGCAAUGGUUCAUUAUUGGUGGGGACGUCUAUGACAUUGUGCGCAUGGCCGGUGAUUGCCCGAGCUUAACCAUGGGACUGGAGCGCAUCGCCAACAUGCUCAACGUGGCGCCACCUUUUGUGAGCCCUCGGAUCGCUAGUGCUUGCGGUAUGCUCGCUCUGCAAGCAUUUGUUGCUGAGAAACCAAGUGGAGAAGUAUCUUGGUUUUCAUGUGAUGAGGUAUUGUCAAUGGUUGAUGUAUCUUGA
Messenger RNA from Phragmites australis (common reed), 444 nucleotides. RefSeq lists its product as uncharacterized. Lineage: Eukaryota; Viridiplantae; Streptophyta; Magnoliopsida; Poales; Poaceae. The transcript is spliced from 2 exons. Bases 1 to 444 code for a protein of 147 amino acids. Gene Ontology annotation, cellular component: CCR4-NOT core complex; CCR4-NOT complex; P-body. The record is from RefSeq and is a predicted model, not a curated record. Gene Ontology annotation, molecular function: poly(A)-specific ribonuclease activity; nucleic acid binding.